This is a messenger RNA of Homalodisca vitripennis (glassy-winged sharpshooter), 495 nucleotides long. RefSeq names its product programmed cell death protein 2-like. The transcript is spliced from 2 exons. The annotation marks the transcript as partial. NCBI's taxonomy places the organism in Eukaryota, Metazoa, Arthropoda, Insecta, Hemiptera, Cicadellidae. The record is from RefSeq and is a predicted model, not a curated record.
AUUGACUAUUGACUUAUAAAUUUAAGGUUAGGGUUGCGACGUGGUUGUUGAGGAUUUGGGUUGAGUUACAGUAGUACUUUAUGUUAAAGUAAAGUAAUAAUGGAAUUUUAUUUUAUUAGUUUAUUUUAUAUAAAGUAAUAAUUACUUUAAUACUCCCUAAAGUUAUGAAUUUUGAAUAGAUUUCAAACUACUUUCUCUGUCAAGAAUAUAUAAGUGGGAAUCUCAAUGUGAUUAACAUUUGUGUUUUAAGUCUACAAUUGUAUGAUAAUGGCAAAAAGCAAGCCUAAAGUUUAUAUAGGUUUUGAAGAUGAGUUGAUAACUCAAAAACAUCUUCCAGCAGUGACCUUUACAACAAACAAAGUUGGUGGCAAACCGGAUUGGAUUGGCGGUAAAUCUGUGAACAUUAAUCCCCUAUGUCAACGCUGCGGCACAAUAAUGCCUCUCAUAGUCCAAGUUUAUGCUCCUUUGGUGAACUCCUUUUAUCAUCGGGACUUU